Molecule: messenger RNA, 1375 nt
Organism: Ectocarpus siliculosus
Lineage: Eukaryota; Phaeophyceae; Ectocarpales; Ectocarpaceae
Source: the annotation of a GenBank genome assembly
AUGGAUGGCCAUGAAAGCGACAGUGGCGAUGAGGAGCAGCGCCGUGAGGCGAUGUGUGUUGCAGCGUCACUGCUGAUCGUCGACAGUGCCACCCAGACUGAGCAGGAAGAGGCCGAGUUCGAGGAUUUGCAUAAGAGACUCGAGAGCGACGCCAUGCUUGCAGCGGAGACCGCGGUGGAAGGCGACGGUGAGAGCGAUGACCUCUUCGGGAUAGGGUCCCCUUUCGGCAUGGCGAGCCACGGGGUAGAAGAGAGGAUCAGGGGUUCGUUGAUGGGCACCUGUGUGAGAGAGGCGGGGAAGUUGUUGCCUGGACCCGGGCGUGGACGGAGCGAGGCAAACGCCGCAGCAUCGAACACGCGGCGAAACCUCAAAUACCCGGACGGCAUAUAUGAGGCGUGGUGCCAGGAGACUACGUGCCCUUUCCAACGCAACACGGGAUUUAGGCGCAACGAGUUCGACGACUUCUACACAGCGCAGGGCGGAGACGAAGGGCAUCUCUUCAGAGUUCCAAGGGACAUCGACGGGCAGUUCACGCCAGCUGAGAACAGUGCGCGACGUACGAUCAAGGGAACGCUCCGCUACCGCGACCGAGUCCUGUGUUGGCUCAUGAUGCUUCGCAGGGGGUGUUGCUUCCACGAGAUGACGACCUUGUUCGGGCCUGGCGAGUCGACCUUCUGCCGAGACUUUCUGUGGAUGACGAUCCAGGCCGCAACUCUUCCUUGUCUGGUUGACGAGAUUGCGUGGCCGUCCAUGGAAGAGCGUCAGGCACAGGCUGCUUUCCUCGCCGCCACUUUUCACCCUAGGCUUGCCAACGUCGCCUACAUUGCGGACGGUACAAAGGGAGCCGCAAUGCGCAAUCCUACGGAGGUAGGUUGUCAACGUUUAUUUCGAGUGUUUUAUCUGGGAAUGGCUGAGGGCUAGGGUCAGCGGCUGCGGGGUCCGCUAUGGCUUUUAAUGUUCAAGGAGCGGAUUGGUGUCGCUUCCCUUCGAUUGCUUAGAGAAACGCAGUUCGAACGGGAUGGGCUAGGGCUUGUUGCUCGAGAAAACAGGCGGCAAGGCAUGAGCUGGAAGGGCUUAGCUCCAUCGUGUAAAGGUCACAUUACACGGCAUAGGUUAGGCAGCCGAGAACCUCCAAAUCACCCUUGGAUUUUCGCUCAGUGUGUUUUGGGAAACUCCUCCCCGAAUGCAGCAAGUAUUUGCGCUUUCGAUCGCCACAAUGCCGCUACACACGUGCAGGUAGGUACAUGACUGCGCUGUGCCUGGUGUGAAGGCGACUUCAGGCCAGAUGUUGAAAGGGAUACCUGCGGGCCCUUCGUUCGCUAUCGGAUCUCGCCUAACACACCACCCCCACCCCACGGCGAACAUGACACCCCCU